Talpa occidentalis (Iberian mole) is the source of this 10232-nucleotide messenger RNA. It is a transcript of the gene UBN2, whose product is annotated as ubinuclein 2. Lineage: Eukaryota; Metazoa; Chordata; Mammalia; Eulipotyphla; Talpidae. Gene Ontology annotation, cellular component: nucleus. The record is from RefSeq and is a predicted model, not a curated record.
AUGGCGGAGCCGCGCCGAGUGGCGCUCAUCAGCCUGUCACCGGUGAGGCGGCGCGAGGCCGAGCUCCCGGGGCCCGAGCGCGAGCCCGAGCCCCCGCGCGAGCCCCGGCUGGAGCCGCCGCCGCCCCGCGAGCCGGCGCGGGCGGAGCCGCCGGCCCCGCGGGAGGCGACCCCCCGGGCGGACGCGCAGCCCCCCGCGCGCGAGAAGCCGCCCCCCCCGCGCGAGGCCGGCCGCGCCGAGCCGCCCAUGGCGCUGCAGCGCGAGCCCCCGCGGCCCGAGCCCCCGCCGCCGCCGCUCGCGCCGCUGCUCGCGCCGCCGCCCCCGCCGCGGGAGCCGGCCGCCCGGGCCGCGCCGCCGCCGAGGCCGCCGCGGGAGACGGUGCGCCUGGAGCUGGUGCUCAAGGACCCCACGGACGAGAGCUGCGUGGAGUUCAGCUACCCGGAGCUGCUGCUGUGCGGAGAACAACGGAAGAAGCCCAUUCACACAGAAGACCCAUUUAAUGAUGAGCAUCAGGAGAGGCAAGAAGUGGAAAUGCUGGCUAAGAAGUUUGAAAUGAAAUAUGGUGGGAAACCCCGUAAACACCGGAAGGAUCGGCUACAAGAUUUAAUUGACAUAGGCUUUGGCUACGAUGAGACAGAUCCGUUUAUUGAUAACUCAGAGGCUUAUGAUGAAUUAGUUCCUGCUUCUCUAACAACAAAAUAUGGAGGCUUUUAUAUCAACACUGGCACGUUACAGUUUCGCCAAGCUUCAGAUACUGAAGAAGAAGAUAUUACAGACACCCAAAAGCACAAGCCACCCAAAAUUCCCAAAAUAAAAGAAGAUGAUAUUGAGAUGAAGAAGCGGAAACGGAAAGAGGAAGGGGAAAAGGAGAAGAAACCAAGGAAAAAAGUUCCCAAACAGCUGGGAGUUGUGGCUCUAAAUUCACAUAAGUCUGAGAAAAAGAAGAAACGUUACAAAGAUUCGCUCUCUCUAGCUGCCAUGAUACGGAAAUUUCAGAAAGAGAAGGAUGCAUUAAAGAAGGAGUCUAACCCCAAAGUCCCAGUGAACGUAUCGACCUCGUCUCAGAAUAAACCCCCUUCCACUGCUGUAGCCUUGGGAAAUGAUGUUUCAGACUUAAAUCUGAACAGUGCUGAUCCGGACCUCCCCAUUUUUGUUAGCACAAAUGAACACGAACUAUUUCAGGAAGCUGAAAAUGCCCUAGAGAUGCUAGAUGAUUUCGACUUUGACAGAUUACUGGAUGCUGCUUCUGAUGGUAGUCCUCUCUCUGAGUCAGGGGGAGAGAAUGGAAACACCACCCAGCCGACCUACACCUCUCAGGUUAUGCCCAAGGUGGUACCUACACUCCCAGAGGGUCUACCUGUCCUUCUUGAAAAACGUAUCGAAGACCUCCGUGUAGCUGCCAAACUUUUUGAUGAAGAAGGAAGGAAAAAAUUCUUUACACAGGAUAUGAAUAAUAUUCUGCUGGACAUUGAGUUACAGCUACAGGAACUAGGCCCUGUCGUUCGUAGUGGUGUCUACUCUCAUCUCGAAGCUUUUGUGCCAUGCAAUAAAGAAACACUGGUAAAACGUCUAAAGAAGUUACAUCUCAAUGUUCAGGACGAUCGUUUAAGAGAACCUCUGCAAAAGCUGAAACUGGCUGUUAGCAACGUCAUGCCUGAACAGCUGUUUAAAUACCAGGAAGACUGCCAGGCUCGCAGUCAAGCUAAGUGUGCCAAGUUGCAAACAGAUGAAGAACGAGAAAAAAAUGGAUCCGAGGAAGAUGAUGAUGAAAAGCCUGGGAAACGUGUCAUAGGACCAAGAAAGAAAUUCCACUGGGAUGACACCAUUAGAACUUUGUUAUGUAACCUUGUUGAAAUCAAAUUGGGAUGCUAUGAGUUAGAGCCAAAUAAAAGCCAGUCUGCUGAGGAUUAUCUUAAAUCUUUUAUGGAGACAGAGGUGAAACCAUUGUGGCCUAAGGGCUGGAUGCAGGCAAGAAUGCUUUUUAAGGAAAGCCGGAGUGUACAUAAUCAUCUUACUUCUGCUCCGGCAAAGAAAAAGGUGAUUCCUGCACCUAAACCCAAAGUGAAGGACUGUAGUCCAAAAAAGGACCAGAAAACUCCGGCAUCCAUAGUGGCUUCCGUUGGGGGUCCUUCCACAAGCUCCAGCACGUCAGCUGUGGCUUCCACCAGUUCGAGCUCUACGCCAGCCCAGGAGACCAUCUGCCUCGAUGACUCACCUGACGAAGACCUUUCUUUCCAUCCGCCUGCGCUGGAGCUCGUGUCUGAAGCUUUAGCUGUGAUCAACAAUGGGAACAAGGGCCCUCCAGCUGGCUCCAGGAUAAACAUGCCAACAGCAAAACCUCGUCCAGGACUAAGAGAAGAAAAAUUAGCAAGUAUCAUGAGUAAGCUGCCAUUGGCUACUCCUAAAAAACUAGAUUCUACUCAGACUGCACAUUCAUCAAGUCUUAUUGCUGGUCAUACAGGGCCAGUACCAAAGAAACCCCAAGAUUUAGCUCAUACUGGCAUUUCUUCAGGCCUUAUUGCUGGUUCUUCAAUUCAGAACCCAAAAGUUUCCUUAGAACCUUUGCCAGCCAGGCUACUUCAACAAGGACUACAGAGGUCAAGCCAGAUUCACGCUUCUUCCUCUGCACAGACCCAUGUCUCCUCUUCUUCCCAAGCCCAAGUUGCUGCCUCCUCUCACGCCCUGGGAACAUCAGAGGCUCAAGAUGCUUCUUCAUUAACACAAGUAACAAAGGUGCACCAGCAUUCAGCUGUCCAACAAAACUAUGUGUCUCCAUUACAAGCAACCAUUAGUAAAUCACAGACCAACCCAGUGGUGAAAUUAAGUAAUAAUCCCCAACUUUCCUGUUCAUCCCCACUUAUUAAGACUUCAGAUAAGCCACUCAUGUACCGCCUUCCUUUAUCCACUCCCUCACCUGGAAAUGGUUCUCAAGGGUCCCACCCCCUGGUUUCUAGGACAGCACCCAGCACCACUACCUCCAGUAACUAUUUAGCCAAGGCUAUGGUGUCACAAAUCUCCACGCAGGGUUUCAAAUCUCCCUUCUCAAUGACUGCAACCCCCAAACUUGCCGCGUCUCCAAAACCUGCCACAUCUCCUAAACCCCUGCCCUCAUCUAAGCCUUCAGCCUCACCCAAGCCCUCUCUGUCAGCUAAGCCUUCAGUAUCAACUAAACUUAUUUCUAAAUCGGCCCCAACUCCCAAGCCUACUGUGUCCCCCAGCUCUUCCAGCCCAAAUGCACUAGUAGCCCAGAGUAGCCACUCCAGCAGUAACAGCACAGGCCACAAGCAACCCAGUGGGAUAAAUGUCAGCAGACAGUCUCCCACCUUGAAUUUAUUACCCUCCAGUCGCACUUCAGGCCUUCCGUCUACAAAAAAUCUUCAGGCCCCUUCAAAGCUAACAAACUCAUCAUCCACUGGAACUGUUGGGAAGAAUAGCUUGAGUGGAAUUGCAAUGAAUGUACCUGCCAGCAGAGGUAGCAACCUUAACUCAAGCGGAGCAAGUAGGACUAGUCUGUCUGGGGGAACAGGAAGUGGAACACAGGGUGCUACUAAGCCGUUGUCUACUCCACAUCGACCAUCCUCUGCCUCAGGGUCUUCAGUGGUGACAGCCAGUGUGCAGUCCACAGCAGGAGCAUCAUUAUUGGCUAAUGCCUCACCUCUGACUCUCAUGACAUCACCUUUGUCUGUAACAAAUCAAAAUGUGACUCCUUUUGGGAUGCUGGGUGGCCUUGUUCCAGUGACCAUGCCCUUCCAGUUUCCCUUGGAGCUACUUGGCUUUGGAGCGGACACAGCUGGAGUGACAACCACGUCGGGAUCUACCUCAGCCGCUUUCCACCAUAGCCUAACUCAGAAUUUACUAAAGGGUUUACAACCAGGAGCUCAGCAUGCAGCAACGCUUUCCCACUCACCUCUGCCUACACACUUACAGCAAACGUUUCAUGAUGGAGGCCAAAGUAAAGGGGACACUAAAUUACCACGGAAAUCUCAGUGACACCCCAGCAAGCCAAGGAGAUGAGACACUCAGCUGGCUGAUGGAGUCUCCCUGAUGGGAAGUACUGUGUGGUCAUAGGGCUGCUGUUCUGUCAAUGUUUACAUUCUCGUCCCAAGCACUGUGGUGAGGAGGAAAAAAGAAAAGAAAACAUACUUGAGUAAAGCCAGGUGCAGGAGGAAGAAAUGCUUUCAUGCAAAGUUAGUGACCUUUGGUCUCUUCUAAAGAAAGACAGAGUUACCAUUUUAACUGACUUGAAAAAGACUCAGUUGUCAAACCCACAGAAGUACAAAUUUGAUUUUUCCCCGGGAGAGGUAGAAGAAAUUGAGGAUUUGGGUAAACUCCAUCCAUCUUGGGGGUUGGAUCUGAACACUUGUAGAAGGAAUUGCAUAAUAAAAGACGAGAUAUCUGGAAUUAGGCCAGUUUGUCAGGAAUAACAAUCAUGUCUAUUUGAAUGGACUAUGCAGCAAAUUUACCACAAAAAAAUUAAUGACCCUAUGUCUGAUACAAACAGUAACAGAAAAUACUGUACCCUCAGAAAUCCUGAGCAAACUUGAAUCUUCUCCAGUGUGUAGCAACUCCCCGUGUAAAUCAGUGGACUAAAGAUGCUUCAGGAAAGUUAUUUUAGCACAGUGAUAUAUAUUAUUAAAUCAUGGAGAUUUUUAAAAGUCAAGAAAUUGAGCCUGUUGUUGUUAACAGAUGAAACUUAGAUGUCGCCUUUUUGUAAAAGGGUCAAUUUCAUCUUCCAUUUAGAAGCAGGUACUUCACUCUCUUCUUCAGGUGAUUUAUGCAUCUGUAUCGACUGGUUAAUUCUUAUUUCCAUUCUUGAUGUUAAAAUGUGAUUGUGUUCACAUUUUUCUCUUGAGAAAUAGGGAUCUUUGAUGUAGGGCUGCAGCUUUGGUGCUCUUAGCCCUUGAAGGCCUACCAAUAUGAACUGUAAAUAUCCCCCGACUUCACCUCAGUUCACAACCUCUCCUGCUGUUCUUUUAGCUAGUGGUACUUCAGGUGAUAUUAACUAUUGAUAGACACAGGUAUAAGUGUAUAUUACAUAUGCUUCUUUCAAAUGGCAUAUAUAUAUAUUUUUGCAAUUUUUAAGAUGGUAUUUUAAAGGGAGGAAUUACAUUAGGAUCAUUAUGUGUACAAGGAAUUAUUUUUUAUAACAAUCAGUGUAUUUUUACUCCCUGUAUCCAGUAUAGUGAAAUUGGUUUGGAGCAUUUGGGAUCUUAAAGCUUUACUAAUUCUUACUGAGAGUGUUGACAUGUGAGUAAACCUGCGCAUUGGACUCCUUGGUUCCUACAGCUUCCUUAUGCAAAUAGGAUGUUCAACAAAGGAUGUUGAAGAAAUUUAUUCACUUUGAAUACAUUUUAUUUAAAUAUUUUUUGCCUCAUCAUUGUUCUAGAUUCUCCCCCUUUCUCCUCGUUCCCCCUCCAUCCCCUUCCUCGAUAUUUAGACUUCUUAGGCUGCAGGACACUUUCAAACUGUACCCAAGAAAAAUGGAAACUUGGUCCAUUUCUAAUGACAGACUCCCCUAAAAACAGCAUCAGAUUGGUAGUAGCAAGAUUUCUUACAUGUUUUUUCAUUACCAAUCUCCCUGAAGCAUUAAGAUUAUUAAAGAAAGAUAUCAACUGGGUCCUUUUUUCCUUUUAUGAACAAAAGUCCCAAAUAACUUAUGGGAGUGUGAAUAAAUUACCACAGAUCUGCAUGCCUGUGUUUUGACUUCAGUCACAUUGGCUUCCUUUCAUAGCAAAAAAAGUUAGUAAGUAACAGAAAACUUUUAAUUCCAAGAAUUUGUAAGGGAAAAGAUUAUUUAAAAGGAAUUACUGAUAUAAUACUUGCCUCUAAGAAUUUAGUUUACCAGUAAACCAAGUAAGAACAUUGUUAUCAACCCCGACAGAUAUUUUGGAAUGUUGCAGAGAGGUUUGACUUGACUUGGCUGUUUGAUUAAAAUUUGUUUUUUUUUGAUUAGUGAAACUUACCUGAUUCUUGUUAUUCCACUGUAAUAUACCUCUUGCUUUUAUCCAAUUUGGAGAGAGGAGGAAGUCUUGGCUAAAGCUAUGGAGGAAUUUUCUUUGGGAAAGCUAGCCUUUGUAUUCACUUCCCCAUCCCUGAAGAGAAAUCAGAGUGCACAUGAAUCUCUUCUUACUGAUAACAGUGCGUGUCUUCCUCUCUCGGUGUGUAUGUGUCUGUACACAUAUAUGCAUUUAUAUAUACAUUCAUUAUUAAAGUCAAGAAGUAACCGUUCUAAUUUCUUAAAUCCAUCAGUUCUGAAUCAUGCCGGGAGAAGACCCAGCCUGACUCUUUAUUGUCACUAAAGAAGAAAAGGAUUAUCAUUUCUUCCCCUCAGUGUCAUUUUAUGCCUAACCAGUAAAAAUAAUCUGAAGGCCCUUGGGUUUGAAAAGUUCACAUACAUGGAGAUUCUGUUCUGUUCUCUGUGGUCUUGAUUCUUUGAGGGCGGCUGCCAGAUCUCCACCCCAACCCCACAUGCACAUUUUCAUGUCUGACUUACUUGCAUUUCAAUCAAGACAGCACUUUUAUGUUGUAGAAAUUAAACAGACAUCCUUAUAUUCUUAAUAAAUGAGUAUAAUCAAAGCGUUCCUACAUGUAAAUACAAAACUGUUUCUUUUCUAGAUCAUGACAUUGAAAAAGGUGUCCAUACUUUAUGGUCACCUAUCUUUAUAGUUUUUCUAACUAAAAACAAACAUAUAAAUUGGUUAUUUUUUAGCACAGAGACUUGUGAACCAUACAGUAUUUUUGCACUUAAAAGUCAAAUUAUGUUAUUUUUUAAAAUGGUGAGUAAUUGGAAAGGAUAUAGAGCAUUGUGUAUUUCUGAAGAGCAUUAGCAACAUCCCAAUGCAAAAUUAAUCAGCACACUUAAUUAUAUCCCAGUCAGUGGGAUUCUUGAUUCAGGAAGAUUAAGCUGUUUGUUUUCAAUUGUCUUGUGUUUUAAAUUGCCUUCACUGAUGUGUAAGCUGUUACUGUACAUACCAGUUAAUCCUCAGUAUUCACAAGCAAUAAUGGUCAGCAGAGUUGUCUUCAGAGAUAGCUGUGCUGAGCCUCAGUUGGAGACUGUUUUUGGGAGCAAAGUGUCAAGCUCAUUCAGAGCCCCCAGAAUAAGUGCAAGCAAUAAUUUCCAUUAAAAGGUGAUUAUAAUUCUUUUUCAUAUGCUUCUGAGAUCAGAGGGUAAAGGAAGUCAUGAUUUUAACAGCCUAAAGAAAAAGGUUUGGGGAAAGGAAGUUAAUCUGAAGUCUCAAAAUCUUGAUGUUUGAGGAAAUUGGAGGAGUGUGUCAGUACAUUGUUUCAUGCCUACCACCCCUUUGAUGGAUGUCGUUAGCCCAAAUUACAGUUUUUAUAUCACAGAAGUUGAGUAGGGUUUACUGUAUCACCAAGGUAAGAGGAAGAACCGGGCACAUAACAUGUUUUUGAAUACUGUGGGUUUGACACCUGUUUAAAAAUUUAUUAGAAAAGAUUUUUAACCCAGGAUUUUUUUCCCAAAGCAGAUCUAAAUUGUUUACUACCCAGGGUUGGAAAGGGCAGCCACCUCUAGUCUUUCUUCUCUGGUGCCCUCUACCACACCCCUUUCCACCUCUACUUGGUUCAAGACAUUUUCUGAAAUGGAAAUUCUACUGUUAUUCAAACUGCCAUUGAUUAUGAGAACUCUAUGUCCCUUGGGAUCAUCUCUUAGAACACCAGUUAUCAUGUUUGCUGCUACAUUUGUAAGAUGAAAUUUGCCUGUAUUGGUCGACUUUAAUUUACAGUUCUUUUAUUUCUAGAUGGUUUUGUCAUAAAUUUGACCCAUGUAUAGAAUUAGGAUACUUUGUUUUAGGAGUGUACCAUAAAAAGCACACUGGUCCCUGUAUUCUUUUUAUCAUCUAGGUUUUAUGUUUGAUUCUUUUGUUUGUUGGUGUUUGUUUUAUUUUGUUUUAAAUUAGAGAUAGGAAGAGUGAGAAUAAUCUAUCAUCAGGCCAAACUUGAGAACUUUCCCUGUGCUUCAGCACGAGUUUCUGCUGACCUUAUGUUCUCAAAAAGGGCACUUUUACUUUUUAUUGUGCAUGUAUGAUUGUUUUUUUGUUUUUGUCUUGUUUUUUGCUGGGGGGCUUUUGUUUUUAUAAUAAUGAAGCAGAAGAAAAAUGCAGUAGUAGGUAAAUGACUUAUCACAAAUAUGUUAUGCAAUUUUAUUUUAUAAAAUGUAGGGAGAAGGAGAAAAGUUUAACUCUGUAAAUCAUUUCUUAGCUCUGAUAAAAUUCUUAUAUUGCUCCUCUAAAACAUGUUCAAUUCAGGCCUUUGUCUUUGUUAAGUGCCUUUUUUUUUUUUUCCUUUCUUUUCCCCCUUCUUUUGAAACUGUUCUCAGAUAUUUUAAAGUACAGGCUAAUAAGUCAGGGGAUUCAGGAGGAAGAAUCACAAACUUGCCAACGUCAUGUCAUGCUGUAAUGUUCUUCCUUUAUUUAUAUGUAUAUGGAUAUAUGUGUAAGAAGCAUACAUACAUAUAUAUGUACAUAUAUAUGUAUACAUAUGUAAUAUAUAUAAAAACUAGUAGCUGCUGUACCAUUGCAUCCUUUCCCAAGAGCCCCCUCCCCCUUCAAUGUUUGCAAAACUUCUGCCUUGUUUAUUCCAUUGCUUUUAGUGGAUUCAAGUGGGUGGAUGGGGAAAUUGUUUUUUUAACAAGAUGCUGUCAUCCCCCUUUGAAUAUCUGUUUGUAGAAGUUAACAAAAAAAUACAUAUAUAUAUAUAUAAUAAGUCAGUUAUUACAAGUAAAAUAAAUUUAGUAGACUCUGACUAUUCCUGGAUGUAAUCCACUGCUCUGUGCCCUUCAAACGCGGCAUCAGUACUAUUGGAGAAAGCAUUGGAAUAACAAGAGUCUGUUGUGGGUCAAGUUGUUAAGGUGCACUGUGGCAGGCGAGACUAAGGAUUCUGGGAGCGCUACCAUUAGAAGCAUGGUGGUGUAUCUGAAUAAGUUUUGAAGGAAGUUAGCAACUUUGUCAACAUUAAAAAGGUGUCAUAUUCUCUUCUGGGAAAUGAUUUUUGUAGAAUUCAUAUAGCUGCAUAUACAUCAAAAGGCUUAUAAAGUUACAAGUAACAAGACUUCAGAUACUGAGGAAACACUCAUAUGACCUGUAACAUUCUCGAGACAUCUUCAGUUUUCUUUUUAUUUGCCUGCUAAUUUGACUUAAUCUGUUUUUAGGGUCAUUUAGAUUUCUCCCUUGACCAAAUUAAUAAUUUUCAGUAUCUAAUACUUAUCUGUUUCUUGUGAAAAGAAAACAGAUGUGAUGUAUUAAGGGACACUAAGUUGUAACAAUCUUCAAAACCCCAUUCAAAUACAUCUAAUAAGUGCCCCCUUUUAAGUAUGUUUUAAUUGGGAAGAGGAAACUGGUGACUAAAGAGAAAGCAGAGGCUCCUGGUAAUGGUACCUGAUAGCAGCUGUUGCCAGGUGGCCUUAGUCCGGUUGUUUGUUCUUCUUGAAUCACUAUGUUGAGGGGGAACACCAUUUAACCUUUGUGCCUGAGAUUACCCAUUAGAAAAUUGGGUAUAAUAAUGUUCACCUACCUCCCAGGGAUAUCAGAGAUUUUUCUCUUUCAAAAAUAUUUUGAUUUUUUUUCUAAAAUGUCCUAUAUAAUUAAACAUAGUUUUAUCACCGUUCUGCAGAGGCUAAAAAUAUUUCCCUAUGAUGGGCAUGAAAAGCAUCGUAUGAUUUUUAAAAUUUAAAAACAAAUGACUGGAAUUAUAAUUUAGAUGCAUAUUUGUUUUUUACACGUUAUAUUUGGUGGGAUAAAAUGGUUAGUUUGGAGUCAGUAAGUGGGGGAGGGGAUAACACUAAGUUUCUUAACUCUAAGUAGAUUUUUAAACUUUUUAUGGUGUUAUUACAUGUGUGAUUUUUGCCAAGGUUGUGGAGCUAAAACUAGAUGAGGUUUGGUGCUUGGUUAUUGGAGUUGCUAAAUGAUCCUGAAAUUUUUAUCUGCCUCACUCUUCCGUCUUCUCAGUCUAAUUUCCUUAUCACACACGUGUGUCUGGUGAUGGAUAGCUAACCUUUUAACUUUCUAAAAAUGAAUGGGAGCCGCCUCAGUCUUGCGAUGCGGAGCUGGUGUGUGUACUCUUCUGCAGCGCCGAAGGGGCGGGCACCACACUCAGCAGCUGAGAACCCUUCGCCAGUCUCCCUUGUCAUUUCUGCUUCUGUAGCCUAUGAAAACGCUGGAGCCUCCAGCAGCUCCCGUUGUAGGAAAAUUGGAAUCGGAACGGGAGGCAGGCUUCCC